UUCCAAAUGUGGCUAGUGCGGCGUAAGUUCAGUUUAGGUUUGAUUGAUGGACCGUAGGCGGAAACUAUACGUUGUAAACUUUGUACGAUGGUCGUAAAGGGCUAGUUUUAGAUGUUUAUUUUGCACUCAAGACCCCGAAUCUGUCACCGAGUUUCACAUGUGAAUAUAUCCGUCCUUUGAUAAACUCCAGUUAACGAGCGGAAGACGUGGGUUUAGUCUGAGUUGUCAGUUGAGUUGAGCUAAUGUUUCUUAGCUUAGCGUAUGUGAGGUAAGUUCAGUAUCAGGUGAGUUGAUCUCCUCGAAUCUGAUCUCCGAUUAGCUAGAAUUACUCGAUAUCUGCCGCAUACCGCUGCGGUGCUGGUUGCAAGUCAGUGAUUUAGGGAUGUUAGGGGGAAACGGGGCUGCUAGAGGGGCCGGGCGCUCGGGGAACGGCGCGGGCAUGACUUCUCUACAGGUAGGUAGCACAGUUGGGGCUUUAGGGGCAGUAAACUCCGCCAUGAACUUGCCCGAUGGGCGCAGAUAUGACGACAGGCCGUCAGAUCAUCAGACGGUGCUGAGCGGAUCUGAUGGAGACUCGGACUCUGUCGAGGAUGAGGAGAUUUCCGUGUCGGACAGGAGAGGAGUGAAGCGCGAGAGGAGUGAGAUGGAGGUCGGGGGAUCCUCUGGAGCUAACGCCGGACUGGCUGUUGGAUAUGGGGGGGUUUCCAGCGGGGUGGCUGGAGCAAAACCCGGCAAGAAAACGCGAGGACGGGUGAAGAUUAAGAUGGAGUUCAUUGACAACAAGCUGAGAAGAUACACGACCUUCAGCAAGAGGAAGACUGGCAUUAUGAAGAAGGCAUAUGAGCUGUCCACCCUAACAGGAACGCAAGUUUUGCUCUUGGUUGCUAGCGAGACUGGUCACGUCUACACGUUCGCCACACGGAAGCUACAGCCCAUGAUAACUAGUGAGACGGGUAAGGCCCUCAUCCAAACCUGCCUGAAUUCCCCCGAUUCACCGCCUCGGACCGAUCCUUCCACUGACCAGAGGAUGAGCGCCACAGGAUUUGAGGAGACUGACCUCACCUACCAGGUUUCAGAGGUGGAUGGUCUAACUGAGCCGAAGGACAUGAUGAAACCCACAUAUACUUCUGUUAGUAUACCUGGAGCCACCGGCACCAAUAGCACGACCACCCAGUCUUCGGCAUCUUCCUCUCCCUCGUCAUCCUCGGUCACCAUGCAGACUCAGAGCAGUGCCACCCACUGGCCUAUAUCCGCCCAGAGUGUCUCCAGUGCAAAUGGCACGGUGUUGAAAGCGACAGCUAGUUCGCCCGCUGGGUUGAUGCAGCUGCCCAGCGGAUUCACUCUCAUGCCAGGCACCGCUCUUCCGCCCGGCACACACACCAUUCCCCUCAGUCAGCUGCAGACGCAUUCUCUGGCCAUACAGUGUCCGCAGACGCAAAACAGCCACAUCACGGCUAGCACCACAACCACCGCCGUACCCGCAUACACACAAGCCACCCCACAGACCACGCUCUUCCGUCUGCCCGCCACUGUUUCGCUUACAGGUGGUCCAAUGCCUCAACAGUUACAAGCCAUCCAAGUUCACCCCAGUUCUCAAAGCAGCGAGAGUAGCCCAGAGAUCAGUCAAACCUCCUCCACCUCCACUGCAAGUCACACGGCUACCAUUGUCACUUCCUCAGUGCCUUCUUCAAUGGCAGGUCACAUGAUGUAUCCCGGAGCGCACGUCAUGUAUGCUACAUCCACCCCUACGCUUACCGACGGGGGUUUAACGGUCCUGAAUACCUUCCCACAAGCACCAACAGCGAUGCACGUGUCCCACACAUCGGGCCAAGACUCAGGUGGAGUUCCCCAGAUGUUUCUUACAGGGCCUCCAGGAACCGUACAGAUCCCAGUUUCAGCUGUACCGCUACAUUCGAUGUUGAUCAACCAGCAGCCCAACAGUAACAGCGGCGCCACCCUCACAGAGCUGCGGGUGGUCAAUCUGGACAAUCCCAAAGGAGACUGACGUUGACAAGAAGUCAGGGUGACUGCUCGCUUAUACCGAUUCCUCCUGGGAUCAAACAUGCCAUGCAAUCAGACUGCCAUUAUAUUUAUUACUGCCUUCUCACUGCGUCGGGUUCACAGACCCUUGACACGUGAAUGACGGGACAUUUGAAAGACGAUCGCCUCUUUACGGACUCCAUUCGGUGGGUAGUGUGAUAAUGGAUUAUAUAUGUAUACACAGACAAACAUCUAUACCGAGAUGUCUGCACUAUCGCUGAAGGUUCACCUUUUGCCCAAAGAUUUAGAAAUGUUGACGGGUGGACAGAGAUACUUGAUUGUUGGAUUGAGUCAUUUAAGUUUAACGGUGGUAUUCAAACCUUAUAACUCGCCCCUUGAUAUUUAAGUCAUAUGGGUGAUUAUGUAAUUGCAGGUACAUUUGGUGUCCAAAGUCUUUUUUUAUUAUUUGAAUAAUUUAGUAUUCCAUUGUCAUGGAUCAUGAGAUGUUACAGACGGUGUCUUGUAUAGCCGAAAAUCAUAACCAAGGUAGAGUAAUGUUGACAUUCGUGUGAGUGCAAGCGUGCGUGCGUGCGUACGUUAGCGAGCGUGCAUGCGUACGUUAGCGAGCGUGCAUGCGUACGUAAGCGAGCGUGCGUACGUUAGCGAGCGUGCGUACGUUAGCGAGCGUGCGUGCGUACGUUAGCGAGCGUGCGUGCGUACGUUAGCGAGCGUGCGUGCGUACGUUAGCGAGCGUGCGUGCGUGCGUACGUUAGCGAGCGUGCGUGCGUACGUUAGCGAGCGUGCGUGCGUGCGUACGUUAGCGAGCGAGCGUGCGUACGUUAGCGUGCGUGCGUACGUUAGCGUGCGUGCGUAUGAUAGCGUGCGUGCGUGCGCACGUAUGUUAGCGAGCGAGCGUGCGUGCGUACGUGAACGUGCGUGCGUGCGUACGUGAGCGUGCGAGAGAGAGUCUAUGUAUGACUAUCAUUGUUAUUACAUACUGUCAACACCUUGGUAACAUAGACAGUAUCUGAACUGACAACGACUAAUUCUGACAACAGGAAAUCGUGAUUUUCAGCUAUACAAGACACUUUGUUACUUUAUGGCCUAUAUCUUGUGAUCCAUGACAAUGAGUAACAAAUUAUUAAAAUAAUUAAAAACAUAAACAAUUGAAAAAAAACACCAAUCAUACCUGCAUAUUUAUAUAAUCACUCAAAUAUUUGAGAUCUUGUAUUUUAGUUCAGAUGUUAUGUUUCACUAACACACAUUUUACAUAUACUGUAUGAUUUGUAAAUCAUUUUGCUGUUUAAUGUUACCGAGUAAGUUAUUUUAACAGAAUUUAUAAGACGCUAGGGAGUUACAUACAGCUAAGAAUACGGGAAAGUGAUCAUAAAACUGUUGUUGGGGUGAACUAGCCAUUCAAAUAUAAUUUCUUCUUUCAAUACUUAAUAGGGGGUUUGUGUACAGUUUGAAUACCAUUGUAGAAGAUAGGCCUAUAUCUUAACAUUCAUGCUAUAUCAUUUUUAAAUCUAACUUUACCCUUCAUCUGUGUGGUCUUUAUUUCUCAUUUAUUAGUUAUAAGAUACCUUGAUUAGAUCAUAUAAAUGUGCUGCUAGAAUAAAGUUUUGGGUUCAGAAGGCAUCCACAUUGUAAAAUUAUUGGACAAAGAUCAUUUGUCAUUCCAUGUUGUAAAAUGCUGUGCCAAACUAUAUUGUACAUUGAAACGGAAUGAAUAUUUUGUGGUCGUAAGACAUGCUUUUACACAAUGCUGUAACAGAAAGACACUGACUUGCAUUUGUAAUGCUUGACAAUGUACCUACAGUGAUGAAUACGGUACUGCGCAGUCACAGGUCAAAAAAUGGACGCUUAACAUUGUAGUAGUUACAGCUGGAAAGGUUCAUCAAUUCAAUUGAAUUGUUCUUCGAUUGCCAACUCUUUAUAUGUGCACCCAUAUAUUUUUGUAAGAGUUUGUUAGCGUGUUGUAUUUUUUGAACACUUAAUUAUAUAUAAACCACUUUUUCAAGGACUUUAAUUUGGAUGUCCAAAGGGCUGUAUAUCUUACUAUGGUCUCUGCUAUAUGUACAUUUGACUUGGUUUCGACUACACAGACCACGAAGCCUUGCAAUUUCAUACUGUCGAACAGAUUGACAUGGACCAUUGAAAUACCCAAUGUUUUAGGAAUGGUGUCAUCUCUUCAUUUUGGGGAUGUUCAGGUUGAUGAACCUUAAAAAAAACAGAACAAAAGUGUUUGUGUUGUUCAGUAUUAAUAGUUUUUCUUUAUGCAGGGAAGACUUGCUAGAGUUCUUUGGUUAAUCUUGUCCAGGUCAUUCGAUAAAAACAGAGAAAACUGAAUUUUGCAUAAAUUGCAUUGUGGUAUUAUUAUCAUUAUCAAUUAUUAAGACACCACAGCUGAUUCUUAAAUGCAUGGUGCAAUGAUCUCCACUAUUAUCAGUAAAAUAACAUUUAAAUUAAGUAUAUAUACACCAUGGUGGUAUUUUUUUGUACCACAUUUAUAAGCUGCUUAAGCAAAAUGUGAAUUUAAUUGUAUCACAUUACAGUACAAAAUAGUGACAAAAAACUGUCACGGAAAUGGCAAUAGGUUUCAGUUUUCUCAAGUUCUUAUUUUAGGGAAAUGUGACCUGGACAUGUUUUUAUUUCACUUGUUUGUUUUCAGUUUUUUUUUAUUAGUUGUUAUUGUGUGGAAUGUACUAUAUAUGGCCCUUAUUGUACAUAAUAAUUUUGAUUUCCUAUUACUUUAAACAGUCUGUAAGUAGCUCACAUGGCUGCGUUUGAAAUUAAAAUAUGUCUGCACCCUGAAAAUAUUCAGUCGACUUUGAUAUCUAUUGGUUUUAAUGUGAAACACAGAUUCUUUGCUUUGUUCCCUUUAGUGCCGUGUAACCUUAGUUGUGGAUAAAAUGUUUGCUUUAUUAUGUUAAUUAUCUUCUUAUCUACAGUGCCAUGUUCCUGAGAAUGAGUGUUUUUUUUAUUACAUGCUGGGUAAGCUUUAUUAUUGAUCUGGAUUAAAAUGAAGUUGACAAUAGCAAAAUGAAAGUAAAACCCUAUUUUUAACCAUUAAUUCACUUUAAUUCUCACUUCUUAUGAAAUUGUAAUUAUGUAUAGAGUUUUCUUUUAUAAUAAAAUAUGUUUGUUUGAGAAU
This is a messenger RNA of Paramisgurnus dabryanus, 5134 nucleotides long. RefSeq names its product serum response factor a (gene srfa). The record is from RefSeq and is a predicted model, not a curated record. Gene Ontology annotation, biological process: positive regulation of transcription by RNA polymerase II. NCBI's taxonomy places the organism in Eukaryota, Metazoa, Chordata, Actinopteri, Cypriniformes, Cobitidae. Gene Ontology annotation, molecular function: DNA-binding transcription factor activity, RNA polymerase II-specific; protein dimerization activity; cis-regulatory region sequence-specific DNA binding.